Molecule: messenger RNA, 9967 nt
Organism: Pieris rapae (cabbage white)
Lineage: Eukaryota; Metazoa; Arthropoda; Insecta; Lepidoptera; Pieridae
Gene: unc-104
Product: kinesin-like protein unc-104
Exons: 40
Coding region: 1401-6767 (1788 amino acids)
Biological process (GO): microtubule-based movement
Molecular function (GO): ATP binding; microtubule motor activity; microtubule binding
Source: RefSeq, a predicted model, not a curated record
GAGGAUGUAAUAUAGCAAUAUUUAGAGUGGGACAGAACACAUCGGUCUGGCGUGAUCGUUGACGUAGCGAAAAAGCAGCGCUUUAGAAUGAGACAGACUAUAUAGGCAUGUUAGUCCGGUAGCAUUAUUAAAAAAAAGAAAUAUAUAAUAGCUUAUGUUGAUAAAAAUGCUAGCCUUACCGUAGCAGUCUCCGAGUAAUACACGUUUUUAAAUCGAGUUUAGAAGUGAUACGUUAGAUAUUGACAAUUCAGCUCAGAUAUGUGAGCAGUAUGUCAUAUGAGCUUGUAAUAAGACCUUGUAAGUUGUAGAGCUGCAUACGUUGUACCUCUGAAAUAUUGCUUACACCUACCCAAAACACCCAGCUUUUUGAAAGGCAAUUUUGUUUUUUCUUCCAGUUAAUUACAGAAUUGGACUUCGUUCAAUAUGUCAACUCUAAGCAUACUGAGGCUGCUUAGAGUUGACAUAUUGUGUGGCGUGAAGUACUAAGGAGAGCGCCUUGAAAUUGAGGAUACUUGACAAGAAUCAUACUUGGCAGAAAAACCAACUAACCUGAGUCUUUGUAGGGUUAAACUUUACAUGGUUGCUACUACCCCACAUUUAUUUUACUCAAGGAUCCUUUCAAUUUUGGAAACAAGUUUGCUACGGUUCUCAUCAACUUAAGAUCGAGACAUGUUUGGAUGGUCGGAAUAUGGUGAUGAUGUGUGGUUGAUACUAUCGACCCAUUCUUAAAAUGCUAGCAACGCACUCGCGAGUCCUCUGGCAUUGAGAGUGUCCAUGAGAUAUCACUUAACGAGAAGGAACCUCCUGUCCCUGUUCUAAAAAAAUGGGCGAGAAAUCACAACCUUGCGAAACGCCUGCAUUGAUGGAUUGGAGUGCAUGCUCAGUCAACUAGGACUGCGAUGCUAUGUCCUACAAAAAAAAAUACAGUUUCGGCCCACCAAUGAGUCAAAUAAGCAGGAAGAUCAUCAGCCGAGUGACUUUGGCGAUAGCCAUACCGACAAUCACUAAUUAGGUGGGGCUCCUCUAGAUAUUGCAAGAACUACCUAUUGAUAAUAUACUCCAUUAUAUGUAUUUUGUGGAAACUUAUUAUAUUAAAGAUUUCUAAAUCUGUGAUAAAAAUAAAUAUCCUGUAGCAAAACGUAGUUGAAUGUUAACGUCAGUCAUUUAUAUCUAGAAUUUAGAAAUGUCAAAACAAAAUUGAGUAAUUUAUGUCAGUUUCCAUUAAUCGCUGCGUAAGAAUCGAGUGUGAAAUAAAUAAAUAUUAAAUUUAUUAUUGUGUGAACUCCAAUAUUGUUAACAGAAGCUUCGUCUCAAAGGUCUUUUGCCAUCGAUUGAGAUUCCGCACAAAUCGGCACUAGUACCGAUGCUGUAAGGAGCAGACGGUUAAAUAAACAGCCGCCAUGUCGUCUGUGAAGGUGGCGGUGCGGGUCCGCCCCUUCAACUCGCGGGAGAUUGCGAGGGAGAGCAAAUGUAUUAUAGAGAUGUCCGGAAAUACCACAGUAAUCGUGAACCCAAAGGUUCCGCCGGGCUCCAAGGAGAGUGCAAAAAGUUUCAACUUUGAUUUCUCGUAUUGGUCACAUAACCCAAGUGAUCCCGACUUCUCUGACCAAGUGAUGGUCUACAAGGAUAUCGGGGAAGAGAUGCUGCAGCAUUCUUUUGAUGGCUACAAUAUAUGCAUAUUCGCAUACGGCCAGACCGGAGCGGGGAAGUCGUACACAAUGAUGGGUCGUGGCGAGGACGGACAAGAGGGUAUUAUCCCUCAGAUAUGCAAAGAUCUCUUCCGGCGAAUAAAGCAGACUACGUCAGAGGACCUCACUUAUUCGGUGGAGGUCUCAUACAUGGAGAUAUACUGUGAGAGGGUACGCGAUCUAUUGAACCCGAAGAACAAAGGGAACCUACGGGUUCGUGAGCAUCCAGCACUGGGACCCUAUGUAGAAGAUCUCAGCAAAUUAGCUGUCAUGUCCUAUCAAGACAUUUAUGACCUUAUCGAUGAAGGAAAUAAGGCCAGAACUGUGGCGGCUACUAACAUGAACGAGACAUCAUCUCGAUCGCAUGCAGUAUUCACAAUAUUUUUCACACAACAGCGAUACGACAAAACCACUAAUUUGGUUUCUGAAAAGGUGUCGAAAAUAUCUCUAGUGGAUUUAGCUGGUUCGGAAAGAGCCGAUUCUACAGGAGCGAAAGGGACGAGGCUAAAAGAGGGCGCGAAUAUUAACAAGUCCCUUACAACGCUGGGGAAAGUUAUAUCCGCUCUUGCUGAAAUUUCGGCGUCCAAGAGCAAAAAAUCAAAGAAAGCCGACUUCAUACCGUACCGUGACUCUGUUCUGACUUGGUUGCUUCGUGAAAAUCUUGGCGGGAACUCCAAGACGGCCAUGAUAGCCGCCAUUUCGCCAGCUGACAUCAACUAUGAUGAAACAUUAAGUACACUCAGAUAUGCCGAUCGCGCUAAGCAAAUUGUCUGCAAAGCCGUGGUCAACGAAGACGCGAACGCGAAACUCAUUCGAGAGCUCAAAGAAGAGAUAUUCAAGCUCCGGGAGCUACUCAAGGCUGAAGGCAUCGACGUUGAGGAAGGACCUGACGGUAGAGUCGUUUAUGAAAAGAAAGAGACCAGGGAACCUUCACCGAUGCGCAAAAAGAAUGAGGAAGAAGUGUCGCCGAAACUUUCCCGUGCAGCAACAACGAUUGCAGAGGAGGCGGUCGAUCAGCUGCAGGCUUCUGAGAAACUUAUUGCUGAACUAAAUGAAACAUGGGAAGAGAAACUUAAACGUACCGAGCAAAUCCGGGUGCAACGUGAAGCCGUGUUUGCUGAAAUGGGUCUCGCUGUCAAGGAAGGCAUUACAGUUGGUGUUUAUUCGCCUAAAAAGACGCCACAUUUAGUGAAUCUGAAUGAAGACCCGAAUUUGUCCGAGUGCCUCAUUUACUAUAUCAAAGACGGUUUAACCCGCGUGGGAACAGCCGAAGCGAAUGUACCACAGGAUAUACAAUUAUCCGGAUCUCACAUUGUCAGUGAACAUUGUAUUUUCGAGAACACAGAUGGCGUUAUCUGUCUUAUACCGCAUAGCGGGGCUCUUGUCUAUGUGAAUGGAAGAGAGGUGACAGAACCCAUAAUACUAAAGACAGGAUCCCGAGUAAUUCUGGGCAAGAACCACGUAUUCCGUUUCACUGAUCCAAGUCAACCCCGGGAGGAACCGGUUAACAACAAAAAACUUGCUGAUACACCCGGAGUUGUCGAGAAAGACAGUGACACCACCGAAAAUCAAAAUGUGGAUUGGGACUUCGCCCAGUGUGAACUGCUUGAAAAGCAAGGCAUUGAUUUGAAGCAAGAGAUGCAGAAGAGGUUAUGUGCGUUGGAAGAACAAUUCCGUAAGGAGAAAGAACAUGCUGACCAGCAGUUUGAGGAGCAGAGAAAGAACUAUGAAGCUCGUAUAGAUGCUCUUCAGCGUCAAGUGGAAGAACAGAGUGUGACCAUGUCAAUGUACAGCUCAUACACCCCCGAAGAUUUCCACAAUGAUGAAGAUAUAUUUGUGAACCCAUUAUUCGAGACAGAGUGCUGGUCGGCUCGCGAGGUGGGUCUGGCCGCGUGGGCCUUCCGCAAGUGGAAGUACCAUCAGUUCACAUCGCUACGUGACGAUCUCUGGGGCAACGCGAUCUUCCUCAAGGAAGCGAACGCGAUAUCGGUAGAACUACGCAAGAAAGUCCAAUUCCAAUUUACGCUUCUUACCGAUACACCAUUUUCACCUUUACCCGCGGAGUUGGCACCGCGUGAUGACGCAGAUGACGAGUAUCGCCCCAGUGCUCCAACUGUGGUGGCCGUCGAAGUCACUGAUACCAAAAAUGGGGCAACGCACUAUUGGACAUUGGAGAAACUGCGACGUCGUCUGGAGCUAAUGCGUCAAAUAUACAACAUGAACGAGUCGACAUGUUCUGAAGAUGACGAGCCGACACCGACGAUUCGUCCACCGUCGCCCCCCAUACAAGCGAAACAAGACGAUCUAUUGCAGUGCAUUUCUGCGUGUGCGCAACAGACAAGACUGUCACUAGCCAACCUGUUACCUUCGAGACAACGAUUGGAGUUGAUGCGUGAGAUGUACCACAACGAGGCAGAGCUCUCGCCGACAUCGCCUGAUCACAAUAUCGAAUCUGUGACCGGUGGAGAUCCAUUCUACGAUAGAUUCCCCUGGUUCCGUCUUGUUGGACGGAGUUUUGUAUACCUCUCGAACCUCCUGUACCCGGUUCCGCUCAUUCACAAGGUCGCUAUCGUGAACGAGAAGGGAGACGUAAAGGGCUACUUGAGGGUUGCCGUGCAGGCGGUAGUCGACGCCGAAAAAAAUAACGCAGAUUUCGUAGCGGGCGUCAAACAGUCCGCUAAGAUUUCAUUCGAUGACGACAUCGUGCCGACCCGGUCACGAUUGAAGACUUUGUCAACCAUAGACAAGAACAACGCGAUUAAUUUAGAAGAUAGACCUGACCAGGACUCCAACAUUAAGAUUGAAGAACUAGCAGCUGCCGAGUGCGAUGCAGACAGCGGACGCGGAGACAGUUCUCUCGCGUCUGAGCUGAAGGAUGACGAGCUUCCAGAGCACUUGACCCCGGGCAAGGAGUUUACCUUCCGAGUGACAGUACUUCAGGCCCAUAGCGUGUCCACAGAUUAUGCUGAUGUAUUCUGUCAGUUUAACUUCUUGCAUCGAAAUGAAGACGCCUUUUCAACGGAGCCUGUCAAAAAUGCUGGCAAGAAUACGCCUCUUGGUUUCUACCACGUACAAAACAUUACCGUUCCAGUAACGAAAUCAUUCGUUGAAUAUAUUAAAACCCAACCAAUUGUCUUUGAAGUUUUUGGCCAUUAUCAACAACAUCCUUUACAUAAGGAUGCCAAACAGGAUGGCCCAGUGGCGGGUCGUACGCCCCCUCGGCGAAUGUUGCCACCCUCCAUCCCGAUAUCUGCCCCCGUGAGGAGCCCCAAAUGGGGGGCAGCCAGUGUGGCGCCCCCUUGCUGCUCCUCGCACCUGCACUCCAAGCAUGACUUGUUGGUCUGGUUCGAGAUCUGCGAACUGGCACCGAGUGGGGAAUACGUACCUGCUGUAUUCGAACAUAGCGACGAUCUCCCAUGCCGUGGGCUGUUCCUCCUCCAUCAGGGUAUUCAACGUCGUAUCCGCAUAACAAUUCUCCAUGAGCCAUCUUCAGACCUUCAGUGGACUGAUGUCAGGGAGCUUGUUGUUGGUCGUAUACGCAAUAGUCCUGAGGCGAACGAAGACACCACAGAUGGUGAUGAAGAUGGAGCCCUUUCCCUAGGCCUAUUCCCAGGGGAACGACCCAAUUUAGACGAUCGAGCCGUAUUUAGGUUUGAAGCGGCAUGGGAUAGCAGUCUUCACGGGUCCCCGUUGUUGAACCGGGUCAGCGCCAAUGGAGAAGUUGUCUAUAUAACACUGAGCGCUUACCUUGAGAUCGAAAACUGCGGUCGUCCAGCGAUAGUAACAAAAGACCUGUCAGUGGUUGUCGUUGGUCGUGAAGCUCGCACGGGUCGUUCGUUGAGACGCGCGUUGUUUGGAUCCAAGAUGGCGCGGGCUGACAGACUUACGGGCGUCUACGAACUUAGCUUGCAUCGCGCUCUUGAACCAGGCGUACAACGCAGACAGAGACGCGUACUCGAUACGAGUGGCACGUACGUACGCGGAGAGGAAAACCUACAUGGAUGGCGACCUCGCGGAGACUCCCUCAUAUUCGACCAUCAGUGGGAGUUGGAGAAAAUGACCCGACUGGAACAGGUGGGACGUACAAGACACCUGCUGGCUCUUCGUGAACGUCUGAGGCAUGGGCAUGAGAAUACUGUAGCUCCAAACGACUUUACUAAGACAGAAAAGGAGGUAUGCAACAUGGCGGCAAAGGCAGCAUCUGAGUGCACACACACUCGUGACGAGUCACUCUAUGAGCCAUGGGAAAUGUCACCGAAGGAGAAGGAACUAACCACUAAAUACAUCAAAUUGAUACAAGGACGAAUAGGCACAAACACGAACAAAGAAGUAGAAACAGCAGUUUCUCCUGCGACUCCGGUCGACGAAGGCGUGUCUGCGGAUAUUUCAACUCCAAGUCUUCUUUCUUCUAUUCACAGUGCUAGCAGUUUUGAGCUCUGCUCUCCCGAGCGCGCUCUUCUCGAGAAAUCCAUAUCGGGCUGGGGCUGCGGCGUAGGUGCGCCCAUGGGCCCCAUGUCCGUCUCGGGAGUGGGAGGCGCCCUCUAUGUGCCCGAGUGCGAGGAAGUACGCGUAUCAGCCGCAGUGGCCCGACGCGGGUAUCUUAACGUACUCCAACAUGGCACGCACGGCUGGAAGAAGCGGUGGCUGGUGGUGAGACGGCCGUACGUAUUUAUGUACCGUGACGAACGCGAUCCCAUUGAACGUGCGCUCAUCAACCUCGCGAACGCGCACGUUGAGUACUCGGAAGACCAGGAACAAAUGGUCCGCAUGCCCAAUACAUUCAGUGUGGUGAGCAAGGAGCGUGGCUACCUUCUCCAGACCUUGGGUGAUAAAGAGGUUCACGACUGGCUGUACGCCAUCAACCCAUUACUGGCUGGACAAAUCAGGUGUGCGCGCACAGGUCGCGUUCGUCCCGGCGCACUACUGGGGAAAAGGGGUCACCUAACAAAACCUCACCCGAGAAAGGACAGCUCGCAGCAUGAGACCUCACAAUGGAGUCUAUACUCGUUUAUUAAAGGCGUCGCCGACGGACGAAUAGCGCAUAGACCUCUCAGAGCCGUUCGCUCCGCCAGAUAUUGAAACCGGCCUUUGAGUUCCACUUACGUCCCACUUGAUGUUUGUCCGACUAGGGUUUAUGAAAGAAUUGUCACGGCACAUUGUGUUAAAGAGCGGGAGAAUUGUUACUGGUAAUAUGGCCGCGGUUACAAGAAAUACAAAUCUAAUAUUACUUAGAAUUUGGUAAAUUAAUAUCGCUAAGUCACUGCUGAGAGUAGUUUCUUUUAGAUUUAAAUUGUUAUUAAAUUCAACAAUUUCCUAGACCUAGACCAGAUAUUAUUUUCUAACGUUUUCUUGAAAACAUUAUUCAAUCUCAAGUAUUACGUACCAAUAUGGUAUAGAUAAUAUAGAUGGAUAGGUCAUCUUGGAUUUGUGUUCUUUGUAACUGCUUGACACAAUUGACCUGUAAACUGUAUGUGUCAAACCUAUUGUUAAAAUAAAGUGCGGAGUAGUGAUGCUUUUUAUACAUAAAAGUAUCAUAAACUUUGAAAAAAGGAACUCUCCAAAAAUGGAAAACCCGUGGGACGAAAGUGGAUAGAAAAAUUCCGUGACUGGUUUGGUAGAAAAGAAUUUACCAAAAAUUAUUUGCUUACCUUAGUAAGAUAUUUUCCAAAGACUUAAAUCUGAAAUUCUAUAUAUAUUUUAAAAUAAGUUGUAUAUUUAUGUGUUAUCGCUAUUUUCAGUAUUAAUUGCAUUUGAUGCGACGGUUCUAUACGUAAUUAUAGAUUUUAUAUUUUCGACUUGCUAUGGACAAGUGUGAGUUGGGACCAAACCGGUGCACAGACGAGAGAUAUUUACAGAUUGUGGAGAACAAUAAUGUUUGUAUAUGGUAACAUUUGGCUGGCUUUAAUAUCUGCGGGACGCACAUUGUUUUGUAAUCUUUGAAUUGUAUUUGUAAUCGAUUUUAGACAAAUUGUUAGCGUUAUUGUCUUUGCAUCGAUGUUGUAAUUUUCUUGCCAAAUUUUUUGAACAAUAUCGUCAGGUUAGUAUUGGUUUUAAGAUUAUAUGGAUAUGAUUGUGAUAGUUGCCAUUAAUAAAUAAUUUUAUCAUUAUCAAUGUGUAGAUAAUUUUCUAACUUAACGCUUAGUCGAAUUAUUAUCUGUGGUAGCUGUAGUAAGGUAUGCAAAGACAAACUAACAUAUACAACACUUAUAAAUGUAACAAGAAUAUGGUCUAAUGCUGCGCACAAAAAUAAUCGGCGAAUUCGAGUGGACUCCAUAAGUGAGGCGACUUACACCAAACCGACAUGUUAAAGGAAGUAUCUAGAUUUUCGUCUAAUGUUUCAUAAUUUAUUAAUAACUUAUCUUGUAUAUACGUAUGACCGAAUGCUAGUGGUUUAAGUUUGAGGCUCAAGGCCGAAUCAAGAUGGCGGUUGUCCGUUACGUCAUACGUGGUAUUCUGUUCUAUUGUCGUUGAAUGUGCUAGCCUUGCGAUAAUGUUUAUAACGAUUAUAAGCAACAAAAUGUGGUGGUGUUGACUUCAAAUAUCAAUCAUAUGAUCUGCUUAAGAGUCUAUGUCAAAUGAUGGAUGGAGAAUGUAGUCAGUGAGGUUAGCACAUUUCGCAAUACAGUCCAUUAGCAUCCCCGUUGUUCCAUACAACACUAGUAUUGAUUGUAAAUACAUUAUUAUUAUAAUAUUUAUAGUUAAUAUAGUAUAUGCGUUCCAGAUUAUUUACCCUUUAUGUGUCCAAUUUUAUUUACGGAUUAUUUAUAUAUCACGAUUGAAUUUGAUUGUAUAAAGUAGGUUAAUGUUAUGGUAGGAAUGGUUUUGCAACAGUUCAUUUUGGAAGUGUCCAAAGUCACAAAUCGUUUGGGAAUAUUCUAGUCAUACGCGGCGUAGGUUUUGCGUGAUAGGGUAGUUCAUACAAAUAUGCUGUGCAUACAAUCACAACGUAGUUUGUUAAUCUCGGUGUUAUUUUCUCAUAGUUCUACCCUUGCCCUUUCGUUGUAUCAUCGUAGGUAGAUAAAUGUGACGGUAGGUGUUAAUUUCUCGAAUGUCCAGUUUUAAUCUUGUUACAGCUUCGAUGAAUGUUGAGUAAAUGUCACUGUCCUAUCGCUUCUAGGUGACUUUCGAUAUUAUAAAAUUAUUGAGCGUAAUUUAAGAUCUUGAAAUUUUUAAGCUUAAGUGAAUUUUGGUCGUUGUACAUAAAUCUAAAAAGUUUUUUUCGGUCACAGUAAUCAGAUUGCUUUUUAACUUAAACCGAAGGAUAAACCACGUUUUUUUGUUACGAAUCUGAUCACAGGCUUGCACACUGACGUAGAAUCAUUGAUCAUGCAGUUACUUAAGAUUAUAAUAGGGAUGUCAUACCUACUGCAGGCAUCGGGAGAAGUAGGCCUGUGCCUUGCAGGGUUAGCAGAGCUAAUAAUAGUUUUAAGAUCAAAAGUAUUAUCCAAAUUAGGCAUGCUAUGUGUUAUUUCUGAAAUUACAAUAUACUUAGUGUUGGAUACUUGCUGAUCUGUUUGUUGGGACAUAUCGUCAACUAUUUCGAAUAUUUAAACUAAUGCUUGAAAAUCUCUUACCGUAGCCACCUCUGCAUUAGAUGUGAUGGUAUGUCUCGAUAUUAAUUGCGUUGAAUUGUUAAUUAUUUCGCAAUCUUUUGUACCUCACAUAUUUUAUGGAUCUCAAUAAUAAUGUUUAAUGCGUUCUUUUCUAGUCAUUUUUAUAACAUUCCGAUGAGUUUCUUUCGAAUAGGAUAUGUAUUUUGCAUAGCAAAAUUGUGUUUACGUAGAAAUAGCUACAGAUGGCGCGGUGGUGUCGUGAAUUGGUAAUAUAUUUUCUAUUUCGUUUUUAGGUUUGCGGAGCUUCUUAUGUAUUUUUGAAAUUUCGAAAGAUCUUUUUAAAUUAGAUAAUAUAGCAGCUUUAGCUGGAUUAUAUAUUAUAUUUUUAUAGAGUAUACUCGAAAGCUAUACUGUUAUUUUUAUAGAGUAGCGGGUGUUUGAUUUGACUGUUCUUCAAAACUUUGUUUUAUAUUUGGGGGAGCUUAUGUUUAGUGCUUUUUAUUAUAGUGAUGUGAGAGGGCUCCUUGUGAUUCGAUAGAGAUUGUUUGUUGGGCGAGAAUGAUUAUGAAAUUAUAUAUAUUCUAUAUAUAAUUUAUGGAUUUCAUUCAAUUUAUGAAAAUAAGAACAAUGUAAUUGGUAAUAUUACUCAUUGCUCUAAAUGUACUAUCAAAUAUAUUAUACACAGUGUUAAAGGUCAUAAAUAAAAUGCUUUGAAAAUUUCCAAAA